CCUAUACCGUAUGCUGGAUACGUACAGAUACGCAUGGAACUUGAGAAUUUUCAUUUAGCUUAGUUACCAUCUCCGCUACGUCCAGAAGUGAUGAAAGAGACUCAUGUAGAACAUGUAAGCAUCGAUAGUACGCUCGGUGUCUGGAAUGGAGACAGUCAGGAGAGUCCCCGAAAGCAUCUGCUUACACCAUCACGAUCUACGAUAAAUAAGUGUCCAACAGUGUUGUUAGAUAGAAGCGUGUUCAAUUCACACAAGUAUACAGCUAUGGAGCCUCUUAGCACUACUUGGCUUGUACACGGUAGGGCGUACACGGAGUGACUCACACAGACUUACCACAACUACUUAUCUUCUCAUCAAGUUCGCAAACAUAUUCUAUAUCUAUCUCUCUCUUGGUAUCAAACUCCAGAUAGAAAACAUGGGCCCCAAUUCCACUCUCAAAGAAGAAACUGAUCGACCGAGAUACUUUCUCAUCGGUCUUUGGGACAGAUAUUCAUCAUGGACAGCAAGAGUAAGAGUCCUGUUGGAUUACUACUCGAUUCCGUACGAUAUGCGCAUGCUCAAUCUCUGGCUAGAAUCGAGAGCAGAACUCAAUGCACUAUCCCCCAGCGGGCUUGUACCCGUUCUUGUAGACAACAAGUACGACCCACCGCUUAAUAUCAACGACUCUCUCGCCAUUCUCCUCCACUUGGCAGAAGAACACCCUUCCCUCCCAUUUUUCCCGUCGGACCCCUACCUUCGAGCUCUCGCACGCUCCGCGACGGCUGAAAUGCAUUCGGGCUUUGUAGCUAUGCGCAACGAGUUUUCGGCGAACUUCAUUGCCAAGUACGAGGGCGCGAUCCCAAUUAGCGAUGCGGCUAGAAAGAACGUGAAGAGAGUCUUGGAAAUAUGGGGAAAUGCGAGAAGAAAGACGAUCGAAAGAGCUAAUGAAGGGGGCAGUAAGGUAAAAGAUGAGGGAUAUUUGUGCGGCGAGUUUGGGAUCGUGGAUGCGUUCUUUUGGCCGGUGCUUUGGCGAUUUCGAUCAUAUAAUCUCCCGUUAACUACGGCGACGCCUGAGGCAAUUGAGUGGAUUAGCAAGAUGUGGAAUGAUCCGCAGCUCAGAGAGGUCGGGAAAGGGUACUUUCGUCAGGCAGAGAAUCCGAAGUCCAAGGUCAAGCAUUACGAUGAUGUGUUCAAAGGUGUAGAGGGAAUCACUUACGGGAAGUUUGAUGAGGACUGGGUGUUCCGACCUUAAAUGAUAAGAAUCUACGGAGGGGUUGAAAAAAAGAGGGAAUCGUUUUCUAGUUAUCGUGGCCUGUUGUAUGCAGCUUUAACUAUAUAAGCCCUCUUUACUUGAAAAAUCUACUAAC
Messenger RNA from Mytilinidion resinicola, 1346 nucleotides. Its product is annotated as putative glutathione S transferase. The coding region runs from base 416 to 1231 and encodes 271 amino acids. Gene Ontology annotation, molecular function: glutathione transferase activity; maleylacetoacetate isomerase activity. The transcript has 4 exons. Gene Ontology annotation, biological process: L-phenylalanine catabolic process; glutathione metabolic process. The record is from RefSeq and is a predicted model, not a curated record. NCBI's taxonomy places the organism in Eukaryota, Fungi, Ascomycota, Dothideomycetes, Mytilinidiales, Mytilinidiaceae.